UCCCUCCUCAUUCUAGCCCCCUUGGAUGUAAAACCUCAGUCUCUCACUCGCAGAUCUUUCACUCACCCAAAACCAAGCUAGUCCGAGGAAGUCCUCUAUUCAGAACCAGAUAUGGAGACAAAACCCACCGAGAUCAGCAGCGGCAAGAUGUUCGGAGGCUACAACAAGAGGUUCAGACAUUUCAGCCCUACCCUCGGCUGCUCCAUGAACUUCCACAUCUACUUCCCUCCAUCUCCUUCUCCCUCUCACAAAUUCCCAGUCUUGUACUUUCUCUCUGGCCUCACAUGCACGGACGAGAACUUCAUUUUCAAGUCGGGUGCUCAACGCGCCGCUUCCGCUGAGGGAGUGGCCUUGGUUGCCCCCGACACUUCUCCAAGAGGCUUGAAUGUGGAAGGAGAAGCAGACAGCUGGGACCUUGGAGCAGGUGCAGGAUUUUAUCUCAAUGCUACACAAGAGAAAUGGAAGAAUUGGCGCAUGUAUGACUAUGUUGUCAAGGAGUUGCCAAAGCUUCUGAGCGAUAAUUUUCCACACCUUGAAACAUCAAAGGCUUCUAUAUUUGGUCAUUCUAUGGGUGGGCAUGGUGCUCUAACAAUCUACCUAAAAAAUCAGGAUAAAUAUAAGUCAGUUUCUGCCUUUGCUCCAAUAGCAAAUCCUAUAAAUUGUCCUUGGGGACAGAAGGCAUUCUCAAAUUAUCUUGGUGACAAUAAAUCUGAUUGGGAGGAUUACGAUGCUACUUGUUUGGUAACGAAGUUUCCCAAUGUUUCUUCCACCAUUUUGAUUGAUCAGGGGGAAGAUGACAAAUUUUUGCCUGAUCAACUUCUGCCUCACAAGUUUGAACAGGCUUGCAAAAAAGCCAAUGUUCCCCUACUGCUACGUUUCCAACCUGGUUAUGAUCACCUUUACUAUUUUAUAGCCACAUUCAUAGAUGAUCACAUCCGACAUCAUGCUCAAGCUCUUAAGUCUUAGUUAAGUUGUGUGCACUCUGAUGAGUGAUGAUCUAUAAGUAUUUUGUGAACUCUACUGAAUCCACUCAGAUGUUAAGUUGCUCGUGGUACCCUGGUUGUAUUUGAGUUUGGAAUGGAACUUCUUCCAUGUUAGUUUAAAACUAAUCCUUUUGUCUAUGAAAUAUAUAAUUUUUUUUUCUAAUGACAAAUUUAUCAUAGAUUGUAGUA
Molecule: messenger RNA, 1172 nt
Organism: Glycine soja
Lineage: Eukaryota; Viridiplantae; Streptophyta; Magnoliopsida; Fabales; Fabaceae
Product: S-formylglutathione hydrolase-like
Exons: 7
Coding region: 112-966 (284 amino acids)
Biological process (GO): formaldehyde catabolic process
Cellular component (GO): cytosol
Molecular function (GO): S-formylglutathione hydrolase activity
Source: RefSeq, a predicted model, not a curated record